GCCUCACGCAUGCUCGUUGCGGGCCCCGACAUGGCGGCGCCCAGCGCGGCGCUGAGGCAGCGGCGUCCGGCGGGCGGUAGCGGCGCCCCGGAGACUCCGGGUCGGGCGGAGGGCUCGGAGCCGUUGGGCAGCACGGUCGGGCCGCUGCUGUCACCGGGUACAUUCUGGCUCACCCGCAUCGUGCUGCUGCGCGCCGUAGCGCUGCUGUACCAGGGGGUUUCCAGAAGCAUCCAGGGCCUGGGAAGUCCCUGGCAAGGAGUCUGCUUGGGAGGCAGGUUAGAGGUGGGAAGGUGGAAAGGAUCUGAUUUGUGGAGGCUGUUGUGGCUUUCCUGGUGGCGUACCAUCAGAACAAGCAGCUGAUAGGAGAAAAGGGGCUGCUCCCAUGUAAACUAUACCUGCAGAAUGUCAAAAAGUAUUUCAAAGGGAAGAUAAACCUGGAUGCCCUCAGCUAUGCACCAACAAUCAUCUGGUUUCUGGACUGGUCAGAUAUGGACAGCAUCUUGGACUACAUCUCCAUGCUUGGUCUGGUGAUUUCAGCCUUUGUAUUGAUAACUGGAUGUGCAAACAUGGUCCUCAUGGCUGUCCUGUGGAUCCUCUACCUCUCAUUGGUCAAUGUUGGACAGAUCUGGUAUUCCUUUGGAUGGGAGUCGCAGCUCCUGGAGACCGGCUUCCUGGGGAUAUUUCUCUGCCCACUCUGGACCCUGUCCCGGUUGCCCCGUUCCACACCUCCAUCCAGCAUCGUCAUCUGGGGCUUCCGCUGGCUGAUCUUCAGGAUCAUGCUGGGAGCGGGGUUGAUUAAAAUUCGAGGGGAUCGCUGCUGGAGAGACUUGACUUGCAUGAAUUAUCACUACGAGACCCAGCCGGUGCCCAACCCCAUCGCCUACUUCAUGCACCGCUCACCAGGCUGGUUUCAUCAGUUCGAGACGCUCUUCAACCACUUCAUCGAGCUGGUGGUGCCCUUUUUCAUCUUCAUGGGACGAAGGAUGUGCAUGGUGCAUGGCGUUCUGCAGAUCCUUUUCCAGGUGCUGCUGAUUAUCAGUGGGAACCUCAGCUUCCUCAACUGGCUGACCAUCGUGCCCAGCAUCGCCUGCUUUGAUGACCGCAGCCUGGCCUUCCUGUUCAGCACUGGGCACGGAGGGGUGAAGGAGCAUGUGCUGCAGCUGCAGGGCAGCAGUGAGCAGCAACCCCCAGGGCUGGGGUGCCGCAUCCGCAGGGUGGUGAACAUCUCCUUUGGGCUCCUGAUCGCCUACCUCAGUGUGCCUGUCGUCAUCAACCUGCUCAGCUCCAGACAGGUCAUGAAUACAUCCUUCAACCCCCUCAGGAUAGUCAACACCUAUGGAGCUUUUGGAAGCAUCACCAAGGAGAGAACUGAAGUCAUCCUUCAGGGAACAUCCAGCCCAGACCCCAAUGACCCCGCUGCUGUCUGGCAGGAGUUUGACUUCAAGUGCAAGCCUGGGGACCUGUGGCGACGGCCGUGCUUCAUCUCACCCUACCACUAUCGCCUGGACUGGCUGAUGUGGUUCGCGGCCUUCCAGACCUAUGAGCAGAAUGAGUGGAUCAUCCACCUGGCAGGGAAGCUGCUGGCCCAGGAAGAAGAGGCCUUGUCCCUGAUGGCAACAAACCCAUUUGCAGGCAAAGAUCCCCCACGGUGGAUCCGAGGGGAACAUUUCAAGUACAAAUUCAGCCAGCCUGGAGGAGCACAUGCUGCAGAGGGCAAGUGGUGGAUUCGGAAGAAGAUUGGCCCCUACUUUCCCCCUGUCAACCUCCAGAGCCUGAGGAAGUUUUAUGAAGACAGGAAUUGGCCGUACCCAGUGCGGGACUGAUGGAGGGGAGUAAGACUGGUCCAGAGUGACUGGCCGGGAGAGCCGUCAGCUCCCUUAUAAAUCACACUUCUUCCCUAUCUCUGUAUUUUUUUUACAUAUCCUUGUUUACAUGUAUUUUACAGGAGGUUUCCAGACAACCUGUCCACCUGCUGCUGUGGUCUGGUUUUUCUCAUCUUUCUCUUCCUUUCUGUUUGUCUUUCUCCUUGUGGCCUAGCCUGAUGAUUGAUUUCUUUUGUCAGGCUGCUCCAUUAGAAAAUCAUCAGCUCUAGAGUCAGGAAAAAGGUGAACAAAUACUAAGUCAAGUUAAUAUGUCCAAUUUGGCACAUUUCAGAUUUGCAACAAGCAUUUGUGAAGUGGAUUUUAAUACUUCUGCUGAUGCUGGAAUUUCACUUUAUUGCCAGACAGACCCCAAAUGGACAAAAAUUAUCAAAUGUAUUUUAGGGGGAAAGGUUAGGUAAAAGUAAAGCCUCCUUCUCUUUUUUGA
This is a messenger RNA of Coturnix japonica (Japanese quail), 2307 nucleotides long. Lineage: Eukaryota; Metazoa; Chordata; Aves; Galliformes; Phasianidae. The record is from RefSeq and is a predicted model, not a curated record.